AUGUUGUCCGGAGAUCAAUUGAAACCAAGACCUGAGGUCAAGGGCCAGGAGCUCGACCGACCAAGCAAUGAGGAGGCAUCUUUACCGCAAACGAGGCGAGCGCGUCUAAAGAAGGUGGAUUGGUGGCUAUUGAGCUACGCCUGCACCGCAUAUUUUAUCAAAUCUUUAGAUCAAUCCAAUACUUCCAAUGCCUACGUCUCAGGUAUGAAAGAAGCCCUCGACCUGAAGGGCAAUGACCUGAACUACCUCACGACAUACUGGAACAUCGGAUAUAUCAUCGGGCAACUCCCAUCCCAGCUGGUCCUCACCAAGAUCAGGCCGUCUAUUUGGCUACCAGCCCUUGAGCUGCUAUGGAGCAUAUUCGUCAUGUCACUCGCAAGCGCAAAGAAUGUCGAAACGCUCUUUGCGCUGCGCUUUUUGAUCGGACUAUGUGAAGCGUCCGCUUAUCCGGGCAUCAUCACACUUUUUGGAAAUUGGUAUACACCACAGGAACUAGCGAAACGGAGCGCAAUAUUCCAGGCCUCUUCUAGCGCUGCCAACAUGUUUUCGGGAUAUUGUAUUCGGGUAUGA
Penicillium psychrosexuale is the source of this 570-nucleotide messenger RNA. RefSeq lists its product as uncharacterized. Gene Ontology annotation, cellular component: membrane. Lineage: Eukaryota; Fungi; Ascomycota; Eurotiomycetes; Eurotiales; Aspergillaceae. The record is from RefSeq and is a predicted model, not a curated record. Gene Ontology annotation, biological process: transmembrane transport. The coding region runs from base 1 to 570 and encodes 189 amino acids. The transcript has 3 exons. Gene Ontology annotation, molecular function: transmembrane transporter activity.